This is a messenger RNA of Aplosporella prunicola CBS 121167, 2462 nucleotides long. RefSeq lists its product as uncharacterized. Gene Ontology annotation, biological process: apoptotic process; proteolysis. Gene Ontology annotation, molecular function: serine-type carboxypeptidase activity. The transcript has 3 exons. Gene Ontology annotation, cellular component: trans-Golgi network. NCBI's taxonomy places the organism in Eukaryota, Fungi, Ascomycota, Dothideomycetes, Botryosphaeriales, Aplosporellaceae. The record is from RefSeq and is a predicted model, not a curated record. Bases 419 to 2299 code for a protein of 626 amino acids.
CGAAUACGACGAUCUGCCUUUCAGACGGUCGACUGAGACGCGCAGCAGCCCACAAUUCCGCCUGUUCCGGACGCGUCUGCACGUUGCACGGACUGUCUGCAUCUCCGUUGGACCCUUGGCCGAUCUCCUUGGCGGCGGUUUGGCGCAGGCCACGAGUCCUCAAAGAACAGCCCCCAAAACGGCUUUGAAUAGCUGAGAUUGCACGGCUUGCAUGCAGGCGCACCCCAAGCUUCUGCAAGACACUUGAACACGCCUUUGACAGGUCCCGCCCGACGCCCUUGUUUCUCACCGGCUUCAUGAACUAGCACGCGCCGCCUGGUCCCGCUCGCCUCCUUGUCUCCCUGAUUUCUCUCGAGCCCUCAGCUUUCCGGCGAUCUCGCUCCUUCCCAGCCUCUAUAGGUAGCGGCGAGCGGACAGAAUGCUGAGGACACUCACCUACAGUCUGCUCUGCGCGGCAGCAUGGCUGCCCGCGGCAUGGGCGGACAAGACCGCCGCGGACUACUUCAUACACUCUCUCCCUGGCGCGCCCGCAGGCCCACUGCUGAAAAUGCAUGCUGGGCACAUCGAAGUUAGCGCCGAGCACCACGGGAGCCUCUUCUUCUGGCAUUACCAGAACAAGCACAUUGCGAACAAGCAGCGCACAGUUCUCUGGCUGAACGGUGGGCCAGGAUGUAGCUCUAUGGAUGGCGCGAUGAUGGAGGUUGGGCCGUACAGAUUAAAGGAGGACGGCAACUUGGAGUACAACAACGGCUCCUGGAACGAGUUCGCCAACCUCCUCUUUGUGGACAACCCGGUGGGAACCGGAUUCAGCUACGUAGAUGGCGAUAGCUAUCUGCAGGAGCUCCAGGAAAUGGCGGACCAGUUCAUCAUUUUCCUGGAGAAGUUCUACAGCCUGUUUCCGGAGUACAUGUAUGAUGACCUUUACAUCGCCGGAGAGUCAUAUGCCGGCCAGCAUAUCCCGUACAUCGCGCGUGCGAUUCUCGAGCGCAACAAAAAAGCAAAAGAGCCUUGGAAAUUAGCAGGUCUUCUAAUCGGUAAUGGCUGGAUCUCGCCCGUGGACCAGUAUCUUUCAUACUUGCCCUUUGCCUAUAAAAAUGGCCUCAUCCACUCUGGCUCCGAGGCGGCCAAGAGGGUUGAAGCCCAGCAAGCCGUUUGUGUCAAAGCCUUGGAGUCCGGCGGAGUUGGCCAUGUGGAUGUUUCUCAGUGCGAGGAGAUCCUGUCUACUAUCCUGAGCGAAACCAUGGACAAGUCGGCUUCACAGUACGAGCAAUGUACCAACAUGUACGACAUCCGGCUCAAGGAUGACGACUCCUGCGGCAUGAACUGGCCUCCCGACCUCAAGCAGGUCACGCCCUAUCUGCGUCGGGAUGACGUUAAGGAAGCUCUCCAUAUCGAUGCUGCCAAGAAUACGGGCUGGACAGAAUGUUCAAGCAGUGUGUCCAGCAACUUCCGGGCCAGAAACUCCAAGCCCGCGAACGAAUUUCUGCCCGAGAUUCUGAAAGACGUUCCUGUUAUGCUUUUCUCCGGCGACAAGGAUCUUAUCUGUAACCACAUCGGCACUGAGGAGCUGAUCAACAGCAUGGAGUGGAACGGCGGCAAGGGCUUCGAGCUUAGCCGUGGCAACACGGCUCCUCGCCGCGACUGGACUUUUGAGGGCGAACCCGCUGGUAUUUACCAGGAGGCCCGGAACCUGACUUACGUGAUGUUCUACAACAGCAGCCACAUGGUGCCAUUCGACUACCCCCGCCGCUCUCGCGACAUGCUGGACCGCUUCAUGCAGGUGGACCUUUCCAGCAUCGGCGGAAAGCCCGUGGACUCCCAAAUCGAUGGUGAGAAGGGCCCGCUCACGAGCGUGGGCAGCCACCCCAACUCCACGGAAGCCGAGGAAGAGCAGCAAGAGAAAAUUGAUGAUGCUACGUGGUCAGCCUACUACAAGUCUGGCGAAGUUGCGCUUGUAGUCGUGGCUAGCUUGGCUUUGCUCGGAGGACUGUUUGUCUGGCGGGACCGUAAUCGCAGGUCUGGUUACGACAGCGUCUUCCCUUGGGCGAAGAACAACGGCAGCGGUUUCAUGGGAGGCAUGGGCCUGGAAGGUUUCCGGAGCAGAGGCUCAGUAAGGGAUAUGGAAUCGGGGUAUGAAGAGCACGAACUGGCCGACUCUGGCUCUUCCGCAGGCAGUGAUGAUGGAAGGCCGAGGCGGAGUCAGAGAAACGGGGCUGUGGAGGAGGAAGCAUUCGGUCUAGUUGACACGGAUGAUGAAAGCGAGCAUGGAGACAUUGGGCAGGAAAAGAGAACGAGAUGAGGGGCUGAUUAUAGAGCAUAGCAACGUACGGCGCACUGGUGAGGAUAGGCUACAGUUCUUCGUUUUCAAUUUCUUGGCUGUUCAUUUUCUGUAAACGGUGACAUAGACGUAUGUACGAAUUAGUAAUGUAUAACACUUGCAACGGUUAGAAAUGAAGUACUGU